CGGGCGGAAGUUCCCCGCCCCACCCGUGAGAGUUGAGUCUUGACCAGAGCGAGUGAGGAUCUUGUCCUGGCUUCAAUUGUCCACGGCUCCACCUCCUGUGGCUGCAGGUGUGAUUCUUGGGACUCAGAUGGACCACACAUCCCCGACCUACAUGCUUGCUAACUUAGCGCACUUACAUUCUGAACAACUUCUUCAGGGCUUGAAUCUUCUUCGUCAGCAUCACGAACUCUGUGACAUCAUUCUUCGUGUAGGUGAUGUUAAAAUUUAUGCUCACAAAGUGGUACUUGCCAGCAUCAGCCCAUAUUUCAAAGCUAUGUUCACUGGAAACCUUUCUGAAAAAGAAAACAGUGAGGUUGAAUUUCAGUCCAUUGAUGAAACUGCUCUCCAGGCCAUUGUGGAAUAUGCCUAUACAGGGACUGUUUUUAUUUCUCAGGAUACAGUUGAAUCUCUCCUUCCAGCAGCAAACCUACUUCAGAUAAAACUUGUCCUGAAAGAAUGUUGUGCAUUUCUUGAAAGCCAGCUUGAUCCUGGGAACUGUAUUGGAAUAUCUCGUUUUGCAGAGACAUAUGGUUGCCAUGACCUUUAUUUGGCAGCCACUAAAUACAUAUGCCAGAAUUUUGAAGCUGUAUGCCAGACAGAAGAGUUUUUUGAGCUUACACAUGCAGAUUUGGAUGAAAUUGUUUCCAAUGACUGUUUGAAUGUAGCUACUGAAGAGACUGUUUUUUAUGCAUUAGAGUCUUGGAUCAAGUAUGAUGUACAAGAACGCCAGAAAUACUUAGCACAGCUACUAAAUAGUGUACGAUUACCAUUGCUGAGUGUUAAGUUUCUCACUAGGCUAUAUGAAGCAAAUCAUCUUAUUCGUGAUGAUCGUACUUGUAAACAUCUUUUGAAUGAAGCUUUAAAGUACCACUUUAUGCCUGAACAUAGACUCUCUCAUCAGACAGUCUUGAUGACGCGACCUCGCUGUGCUCCCAAAGUACUUUGUGCCGUAGGAGGAAAAUCUGGACUCUUUGCCUGUUUGGAUAGUGUGGAGAUGUACUUUCCUCAAAGUGACUCUUGGAUUGGUUUGGCACCCUUAAACAUUCCUCGCUAUGAAUUUGGAAUAUGUGUUUUAGACCAAAAAGUGUAUGUUAUAGGUGGUAUUGAAACUAAUGUGCGUCCUGGUGUCACUAUCAGAAAACAUGAAAAUUCAGUAGAAUGCUGGAAUCCUGAUACAAAUACCUGGACUUCACUAGAGAGAAUGAAUGAGAGCCGAAGUACCCUUGGAGUAGUAGUUCUUGCAGGAGAACUUUAUGCUUUAGGUGGAUAUGAUGGACAAUCUUAUUUACAAUCUGUAGAGAAAUAUAUUCCCAAAAUAAGAAAAUGGCAACCUGUGGCACCAAUGACUACGACAAGAAGUUGUUUUGCUGCAGCUGUAUUGGAUGGAAUGAUAUAUGCCAUUGGUGGGUAUGGUCCUGCUCACAUGAACAGUGUGGAACGUUAUGAUCCAAGUAAAGACUCCUGGGAGAUGGUUGCAUCCAUGGCUGAUAAAAGGAUUCACUUUGGCGUGGGUGUCAUGCUAGGCUUUAUUUUUGUGGUGGGUGGACAUAAUGGUGUCUCACAUUUGUCAAGCAUUGAAAGAUAUGACCCCCAUCAAAAUCAGUGGACUGUGUGUAGACCAAUGAAAGAACCUAGAACAGGAGUUGGUGCUGCAGUAAUUGAUAACUACCUUUAUGUAGUUGGGGGUCACUCAGGGUCUUCCUAUCUGAACACAGUGCAGAAAUAUGACCCUAUCUCAGAUACGUGGCUGGAUUCAGCAGGCAUGAUAUACUGUCGAUGCAAUUUUGGAUUAACUGCACUUUGAUAAGAGUGAACUCCUGGAAAUCAUGUGGUAGUGAAACUUGUGCCACACAAAAGGAUGUCCAGUUUUCUGAAAAUUAAAAGCUACAUUGCUUUUAUUUUAACUUGAAGUGGCAUGAAGACUCAAAGUUUUGUUGGGUACUUUGAAUUGACAAGUAGUUUUGGUUGCUCUUGGUUACACAGUAAAUCAAUAAUCAAAGAAGAAGAAGAAGAAAAAGGAAAGACCUUGCCAAUGGAAUUGUGCACUUCUUUCCCAAGACUGAGAUAGACUUGUUUUAUGUUCCUAAAUGGAGAAAACCUUGCUGCUUUUUAAUUUUUUUUUAUUGUUAGCUCUCUUUCCUUGAUAUGUAUCAUGAUUUACUAGGAUGAGAGAGGCUUUAGAUUCUGAAGUGUAUUGAAUGAUUGGACAGAUUGUUUAUACUGCUUGUUGUAUGUAAAUUCAUAUGCUUCACAUUUUUAAAACAAAGGGCUGCUUUUACUUUUGGUACUUUUAAAGGUUGUAAAUAACAUGUCAUAGUGAGUCAUCUGAAUAUUCUUCCUGCUAAAUUGGUUUUAGGACUAGUGGUGUAAUAUAUUUGCAAGACAAUUGGUUUUAUUGUCCUAUUUGGGGCCCUGUUUUAAGAAGCCAGAUACUUACUGUUUAUGCCUUUUGUAUAUGUGCAGGUUAAUGCUGGAUGAAUUUAGUUACUUGUCUGUGCUAUGAUAAGCAUGGAUAGAAUGAGCUGAUCAUACCAGUUGUUUUAGUUUUUCUUCAGUAGUACAACAGGCUUCCCAGUGUUGAUGUAAAUAUUUGAAAGUGUUUAGGACCAACCUUAGUGCUUAUUGAUUUUUUUCAUGUAAACUUAUAAUAAUUUUAGUUUUUUUUUUUAAGAUCUUUGUUUGCAUUUUCCAAGUGUUCAGAUAUAAAAAUGGUGCUAACUGUAGGAUCUAUAUAACAAGGCUAUAAUAGAUGUUCUUUUGGAUGUUUGGUGUGACAUGCAUGGCAUAAUUUGAUAGUGUUUUUCAUUUUACAGGCUUAAUUUGUUUGUGCUUAUUAAAAAUGUUAGUGAGUACACUAAUGUUAACAUCCAAAAAUCAUCUAAAUGGCCUGUUAGGUUUUUCAUGGUUACUGAAUAGUGAUUUAAAGAAAGAUACACUUUUGGUCUUCUUUGUUCUUCUGCUGGAUUACAUCCUUCUGAAAAACAGAAAUAUAUGCAUUAAAUAUAAGCCCUAGGCAGUUAUGCAUUACUUUGUACAUUUCUUAGGUAACUGAAUAUUUUAAAGUUAUUGAGGAAAACUGGAACUCAAUGUUUACUUGACUAAUGGUUCUAAUUUAGUUCUGCUUUGAUUAAGGAAAUGAUCUUUUAAAACAAAAUUGUUUGCAUUAGCCAGUAAACACUUAUUUAAAAGAUAUGGUUAACUUAUUUUAUUUUCAAGCAUGUUUUAGUAAAUGUCUGUAAGUCUUAAACACAUUAACUUGCAGUUUUUUAUGAUGUUGGUACUUGUGUUUGGGUACUGUAGUCAUUUUGUUUUUAUUUUCUUAAUUUUUUUCUUGCCCACUAUCUCUUUAUAAAGUCUCUGCAAGACCACUGUACAUUUUUCCUAAUAAUUCACACAGCAUUCUUAAGUGCCAUGAUAUUCUAAAACUAUUGUUAAGAAGCCAUUUGUAAUUAUAAAACAUAGGUUCAGUUGUUAGCAUAUAUGUUAUUUCUUAAAAACUAUAACCAGGUAAUUUGCAGUUUUCCUUGUUCUUCCAUAAACUACCUGUUGUAGAGUUGACUAUAUACUACAAAACUAUGUAAAAUCAUCUUUAAUCAAAAAAGUAGAAUCAUGCUUUAGGAAUAUUUGCACAGAUUAUAAAAUCUUGCAAGUGAUUUUUAGUCUCUUCUAACUUAGAACUCAACAGGAGCUACUAAUAAAAUCAAAUGAGUAUUUUGUAUGUUGCUUGUUUGAAUAACAAUGAUAUAUAGCAAUAACUUUUUCAUUGCUUUGAAUAAAUCUGUUGAAUAGUAAUAAGGUGCACUACUGUGGUUGGCCUAAACUUUAUAUAAAGAAAAGCAAUUUAAAAUAGAUUCCAUUACAUACUUACUGGUUUUCUGUUGUUGUUUUUUCUUUUCUUUUUUUUUGGGGGGGUGGGUUGCCAGGGUUUGAACCCAGGGCCUUGUGCAUGUGAGGCAAGCACUAUACCAAGUGAACUAUAUUCCUAGCCCUCUACAUCCUUACUGUUAACCCCCUAAGUCAGUUGUCUUUGUUUGUAUGAAUCAUAGUAUUAAAUACAUCUUAUUAUACUGUUUUUGAUUUCCUUCUCCCAGAAGAUAAGGGAAUUUGAAAGACUAUAGAAAAUUAUUUUAAUUGUGAAUACAUCCAUACUGCUUUAUUUUUAACAAUGUUUAACUCAUGUAUUGUUUCCACUAUCAAGUUAGUAUAAAACAUAUAAUUAUUUGGUAAAUUAGAUCAAAAGCAUAUACUGAUAAUUAUUUUUGAAAAAUCUAAAUAUCAUCUGGUGAAGACUAAAUGUGAAACAUCUUGGGCAAUAGUAGAAGCCAUGUACCAGUGAACAAAUUAUGAAAACCUGUGAAGAAAAAAAUAUUCAAAUUUAGAAAUAUAUUUAUUUUAAGGUUGCUUUUGUACUGUUCAUAACAUCCAGAACUACUAAUAUGACUUGACAACUGGUAAGUUUACAAUAGAGCUUUCUCUUAGAGAUUUGUGAGAAGUUUCAUUAUGAAUACUUUGCUGAAAAAUUGUGAAUUUAAAGCCACAUGUUUCUUCUUAAAAAGGAUCAAAAUGUUUGGUUAUAAAUCCCCAGGUUUAAUGGUAUUAGAAAUGAUUAUAUAUCUUCAGGCAAGCUAAAGCAAUUUAGAAUUGCCCAGAAAUAUUUUGGAAAAGAAUGCAGAGGAGAAUAGAAAUUAAUAUAAUCGAGUGCAAAAUAAUUGCCUUUUAUAAUUACAUUACAUAAAGAUUUAAUCUGUUAGGAAUGUUUGGCAAUUUAAUAUUUGUUGGAUGUAGGAAAAGAGUUGACUUUUUUUUUUUUUUUUUUUUUGGUACCAAGGGUUGAACUCAGGGGCACUCGACCACUGAGUCACAUCCCUAGCUAUUUUUAUAUUUUUUAUUUUUUUAUUUAGAGACAGGGUCUCACUGAGUUGCUUAGUGCCUCACAUUUUCUGAGGCUGGCUUUGAACUCGGGAUACUCCUGCCUUAGCCUCCCAAGCCGCUGGGAUUACAGGCAUGUGCCACUGUGCCUGGCUAAUUUAACUAAUUUUUAAUGUAAUCUAAAGUUUUACUUACAAGCUCCAUUUGUUAUUGCUAAUACUGUUUUAAAUAUGGAUGAAUAUUAUAGGAAGUAACAGCAAGUGAUAGGAAAAAGUAAGUGAUAGGAAAAUGACAUUACGUUUUGAAAGUUUAUUUUGAUGGUUUGACAGAUAUGGAGGGUCUACUUUUAUGAAGGAGAUAUUGUGUUAGAUUCUGUGGUGGCUUUUCACUUAAAAGAGUAAAAUGCAGUGUAGGAGUCCUGUACCCCAAUAACUGUAUGGUAAAAUAUAAAUUUAAUUCCUUGUCUCCAACUUCAUAAUUUCCUAAACACCUAGAUUACUUAUAAACAAUUAUUUAGAGUCUGAUUAGGUUUUAAUGGCAUGAAAAAGAAUUAUGAAAAACUUGACUUAUAGAACUCUACAUUUCCUGAAAUUGGAUAACUAUUUCCUAGAAGAAAAACAAAACUAAAGGGGGGAAAAAAACCCAAACUAUUUCCUAGAAUAUCAAAGCUCUGGCUAACACUGAGGAAAAUAUAUGUACAUAUCAUGCUGUGUUAAUUUUCAGUUUUGGUGUUGGAUUCCUAGUAUUGUCACCUAAGUGCUCAUUUUCAGGAAAAUCAGAUUCUACAGUAAAUUUACUGCUUAAAGUUCAAUAAACUUGUGAUAACCUCUAUAACCUCUGUAGUCGAAAGUUAAGAAAUUAUAAAUGUCUCAUGUCAAGUUAACAUCCAGUUCUACUCUUUAACCUUUCUUCCUUUUGUAAACAGCACUUUAAUUAGACAUGAUUUAAUUAGAUAACGAUUCUGUGGCUGGAUAUAUAUUGACUUUUCGCUUACAGUAUAUUGUUUCAAUGUUGAGACACAAUUGAUGAGACAGGAAUACAAUAAGUACAUUUUAAAUAUUAUAGGUUUACAAAUUUUCUUACUAGUGUGAAUAUGGAGUCAAAUAAAAAUCCAGUUUACAUCUCUGCAGAGAGAAAAAUUGUUAUCCAUAUGUCUUUUAUAUUAUACAUAUUUAACUAGAGAUAAUUUAUUGUUAAUUUUGUCAAGUUAUCAUGUGUAAAGUUUCAUUCAUUUUAAAAUACUAAGCAAAAAGUUCCAAGUUUGCCUUAAAAUACAAGUGAAAUUAAAGAACUGGAUGAUAAUGCCUAUAUUUUUGCCUUAUGAAUUGUGCUGUAUCAUAAACCAGAGAUGGUUUUGAUUUUAACAGGAUUCUGAAAUUUUGUAGAUGUAGGGUACUAAUAUUUGUACUCUCUUGCAAAGAAUGUGGAUAAUGUCAAUGUUUAAAUGUUUUUGUAUCUGUUUUACCUCUGAAUAUGUACCUUUUUAGCAUCAGGGUUUUAUUUUAUUUUGGUUUACAUAGUAAAGUGGCAUUUAACUUGUUGAAGAUUGUAUUCUUUUGUCUUUUAUUUUAAAAAUUCUUUGUGAAUAUUGUGGUAAUGCUCUGUAAUGGUUAUGAUUAAAUUUCACUUAAUGUGAAGUGUUUAAAUAAAAUUUAAAAAUUUAAA
Messenger RNA from Marmota monax (woodchuck), 6573 nucleotides. It is a transcript of the gene Klhl28, whose product is annotated as kelch like family member 28. NCBI's taxonomy places the organism in Eukaryota, Metazoa, Chordata, Mammalia, Rodentia, Sciuridae. The coding region runs from base 128 to 1843 and encodes 571 amino acids. The transcript has 5 exons. Gene Ontology annotation, molecular function: protein binding. The record is from RefSeq and is a predicted model, not a curated record.